This is a messenger RNA of Cylas formicarius (sweet potato weevil), 1330 nucleotides long. RefSeq names its product protein obstructor-E (gene Gasp). The transcript is spliced from 6 exons. The record is from RefSeq and is a predicted model, not a curated record. Lineage: Eukaryota; Metazoa; Arthropoda; Insecta; Coleoptera; Brentidae. Bases 89 to 901 code for a protein of 270 amino acids. Gene Ontology annotation, molecular function: chitin binding. Gene Ontology annotation, cellular component: extracellular region.
GCGGGGGACCCAGACAUUCCGCUCACUAUAAAAUGUGAACCACCCGCUUGGCGGCCCGUAAUAGUCAAUUUGAAAGUGAACGAAAAUAAUGCAGAGCCUGUUGUGCGUACUGGUGCUUGGCGCCUUCAUCUUUUCUGCACAAGCCCAAGAAAAUUUCAAAUGUCCCGAUGACUUCGGCUUCUAUCCUCACAGUAGGUCGUGCGACAAAUACUGGAAAUGUGAUAACAAUGUGGCGGAACUGAAAACUUGCGGAAACGGCUUGGCUUUUGACGCCAGCGAUCCCAAAUUUUUGACUGAAAACUGUGAUUACAUCCAUAACGUCGACUGCGGUGACAGACUUGAUCUUGAACCACCGAUCUCGACAACACAUUGCGAACGUCUUUAUGGUAUUUUCGCCGACGAAAGUAAAUGCGAUGUCUUCUGGAACUGCUGGAACGGAGAGGCAUCCAGAUACCAAUGCUCGCCUGGAUUAGCGUAUGACCGUGAAGCUCGUGUUUGCAUGUGGGCUGACCAAGUGCCAGAAUGUAAAAACGAAGAAGUAGCUGGAGGAUUCACUUGUCCAACGGGCGACCAAGUAAGUAAUACCGGAUCAUUUUCACGUCACGCCCACCCCGACGACUGCAGGAAAUACUACAUUUGCUUAGAAGGCCAAGCACGCGAAUACGGAUGCCCUAUUGGUACAGUUUUCAAAAUCGGUGAUGCUGAUGGCACUGGUAACUGCGAAGAUCCUGAAGAUGUUCCUGGAUGUGAGGACUACUAUGGCGAUCUGGAUCUGAAGAGCAUUCGCAAAAGCGAACUUUUGGCUGGUCUUCAAUCGAGCGGCUCUUCGAGGGCGGCCCCUGCAGCUAAAAAACCCAGGCCGGCUCCCGCUUCCCGCAACGCCCCAGAACCUUCAAACUAACUUCCUUUAAAACCGACAAAUUUACCCCGUAAUACUCAUUUUCAAGAACUUCCCAAUCUGUCGUUGAAGACAGGUUCCAUCGAGUGUAGUGUUAUUUAUGCUAUGAUUGUGUUUAAACCGUUGCAAAUGCGCUUGGGCGCAGUCGGUAGAUUGACGGACGGUCAAUAGGAUGAUAAUCGGAAUUUUCUAUUUAAGUAUUAUAUUCUUAGAUUAUUGACUCAAUUUGUUUUACCUUUCCCAAGUUGAAGGCAAGGCAAAAUAUCUUGAAACAAAAGUGAUAUUUUACAAGACCAAUUAAGCUCUUAUCCUAUUGACUGUCCAAGUUGUAAUUAUUUUUCUAUCGAACGACGCGCUGAGAGACUUUCUACAGUUUAACGACGGUACAAAAUUUUUAUUACGUUUUUUACGACAAUAAAUGGAUGUUUUGUA